This is a messenger RNA of Poeciliopsis prolifica (blackstripe livebearer), 1437 nucleotides long. It is a transcript of the gene tpst1l, whose product is annotated as tyrosylprotein sulfotransferase 1, like. Gene Ontology annotation, cellular component: Golgi apparatus. NCBI's taxonomy places the organism in Eukaryota, Metazoa, Chordata, Actinopteri, Cyprinodontiformes, Poeciliidae. Bases 1 to 1050 code for a protein of 349 amino acids. The transcript has 5 exons. Gene Ontology annotation, molecular function: protein-tyrosine sulfotransferase activity. Gene Ontology annotation, biological process: peptidyl-tyrosine sulfation. The record is from RefSeq and is a predicted model, not a curated record.
AUGCGAGGCAGAACCAACAUGCUUCUGGGCUGCGUGCUCCUCUGCUCCGCCUCCCUGAUCUACCUGGGCAUGAACACUAUGGACUGCCCUCGGAAAAGCCACCGCAACCACUGGAUGGCGCUCAACAUGGCCUCGGGCAAUCAGAGUCUGCCGCACUUCCCGGAAGACACGCCACUCAUCUUCAUCGGGGGUUUUCCUCGGAGCGGCACCACGCUGAUGCGCGUAAUGCUGGACGCGCACAGCGCCGUUCGGUGUGGAGAGGAGACCAGGGUGAUCCCUCGCCUCCUGGCUAUGAGGGCCACCUGGAGUCGCUCCGUCAGGGAGAGGAUACGCCUGGAUGAGGCCGGCGUCACUGACCAGGUGUUGGACGCAGCGGUGCGAGCCUUUCUGUUAGAGGUCAUAGUCGGUCAUGGAGAGCCUGCACCUCGCCUUUGCAACAAGGACCCAUUUGCGUUGAAGUCCCUGUCUUAUUUGGCGCGCAUCUUCCCCAAAGCCAAGUUUGUCCUCAUGCUGAGAGACGGACGGGCAACCGUCCACUCCAUGAUAUCUCGCAAGGUGACCAUCUCAGGGUUCGACCUGAGCAGCUACAGAGACUGUCUGACCAAAUGGAGCAGCGCAGUGGAGGCCAUGUUCAGCCAGUGCCAGGCGGUGGGGGAAACGCGAUGUUUACCUGUCCGAUACGAGCAGCUAGUUCUUCACCCUGAGCAGGAAAUGAGGAACUUGCUUCAUUUCCUGGAGCUGCAGUGGGACGCCUCGGUGCUGCACCAUGAAGAGCUGAUUGGGAAGGCUGGCGGCGUUUCGCUGUCCAGGGUUGAACGCUCCACAGACCAGGUGGUGAAGCCAGUGAACACUGAGGCCCUCUCUAAGUGGGUGGGAAACAUUCCCAGCAAUGUGAUCGACGACAUGGCUGAAAUCGCCCCGAUGCUCGCUCGCCUGGGCUACAAUCCGCACGCCAACCCUCCUGAUUACACAAAAGUGGAUCCCAUCACGUCUCCUUUUAACCACAUACAGAGAGAGAAAACAGCAGCAGACUCUCCUCAUCCCAGUUAAAGAUGGCAGCUAUGUGCCGCCUUACGGCCGCACCUUGAACACAGACUUUCAUUCUCACCUCACAGGGAGAACAGCAGCGCUGCAAUUACAUUAAAUUCAUCUCAAGACUUGUUUACAGUUUCCAUUUUCAAAGACUGGUGGACUAUCGGAUUGAUUUGCAUUUUAAAUGUGAGCUCUUCACAGUGAACUGUUUUCCACAGAUUCUUGACGCAUCCCAUCACCUCCUUGACAGUGUUUCAACUUUUCUCCCAAGUUCAUCGCAAUGUGAAUGUGUAUUCAGACCAGUAACUCACUAAGAGCUCAGUCAGUGGUUGUCAAGCAUAAUGACUGUAUAUUUUUCAAAAUGUACUUUUAUUUUGUUAAUAAAUUAUUUUGGUUGAAUGGUCA